AUGGAUUUUGAUAAAAAAUGUAUCAAUUGUAACAUAUAUUUGCGUAAAGCAGUUGGUUAUAAAAAAGUUGUUAUGACAAUUGAUGAAGCUAAUAUUGCGACAGAAAAAAUUGGAAAGAGAGUUCUUGUUAAUGAUGCCUUUUGUAGUAAGUGUCGAGUUAUUUUAACAAGACCACCUAUACUUAAGAACACUCAGGAUUCAUCUGCAGAUCAAGUUAGUAUCAAAAGUCAGCCAAUUUUUUCUCAGUCUUCAUCCACUACUGUUUCAUCCGUAUCAUCAUCUGAAGAUCCUUCAUAUGUUAUUGAACAAAAAAUGGAAGAAGAGUUAGAAUUUGUGGAGUUGGGUUUUUCCCGAAUCAUAUUGACACAUAAAUACUGUUGCCUUUGUGGAUUAUCAGCAAAUAUCACAAUUGUUCCAUUUGAAGCAUGCAAACAAGUAUUUUCGACAAGACGACUCUUUAUUCCUGAAGGAAAUCGGUGUUGUAAAGAUCACAUUAUAAAAAAGCGGUUUUAUGAUGAAGAAAUUAACAAUUUUCGGAUUUAUUCGAAUACCAGUGUAUUUGAAGUUCGUGAUUUGGAAAAAUUACUUGGGCAGCUGGCUAUUGGCACUGAUUCGUCUAUAAUUGAUAAAAUUGGAGAUCACUCGUUUUCAGAAAAACAGUUGGAGGUAUUUACGAGCCUUACCUGGGAAAAAUUGAUAAAACUUCGUGAAAUGUUAACGUUGAUGAGAAAAUCAGUGAAUCGUAAUGUCAUUCAAGCUCUCGUUAUUUUUUUAUUCAAAUUACGAACAGGAAAUUCAAAUGCAGUGAUAUCUUCCAUUUUUGGUUUAGCUCGGGAACAAAUGGUAUCCGACUACUGUGAUGAAGUAAUAUCUUCAUUUGAAAAAGAUGUUUUACCUCAGUAUUUCGGAAUCGAUGCUAUUAGUAGGGAGACAUUACUCGCCAAUACCUCUAAUACUGCUAAAGUGCUGUAUCAAGUGAAAGAUGACCAGUUGAUAUUCAUUUGCGAUGGAACAUAUAUUCGUCAUCAAAAAAGUGCAAAUAACGAAUACCAGAGGAAAUCAUAUUCUGGUCAAAAGAAAGUUCCUCUGUGCAAACCAUUCACGAUAUGUACUACAAAUGGUUUCGUUAUAGAUAUGCUCAGGCCAUAUACAGCUAAUAUGAACGAUGCUGAGAUUAUGAGAAUCAUCUUAAGUGAUCCCAAUGGUCUGAUCAAGUUGCUGAAAAAAGGUGACAUUAUUGUAGUUGAUCGUGGCUUCCGGGAUGUGUUAGUAUAUUUAGAAGAAUUGGGGUUUAAAGUGCUAAUGCCUGCUCUCAAAGGAAAACGCAAUCAACUGACCACAGAUGAAUCAAAUGAAUCCCGUUUUGUUACCAAAAUCCGUUGGGUUGUUGAAGCAGUACAUGGAGAUAUUAAGCAGAAGUUUAGGAUUUUAGAUCAUAAACUAGACAAUAAAUUGCUUCCAAAAACUGGUGUUUUUUGUCGAAUCGCUUGUUUUCUGCACAAUGAAUUUGGUAAGAGACUUGAUUCUGAUCUCGAUCUUUCUGAAAAAAUUAUUGCCGCCAUGAACUCAAAAAAGUAUCAAGAUAAUACCUUAGCCUCAGAAGUAGAGACUAAUCGUUGGGCAAGAAGAAAAGUUCCUUUUGCAACAAUAACUUCAGAUAUGUUAACUGAUUUUCCUGAAUUAACGGAACAAGAACUCAAAAUUCUAUUCACGGGAUCAUAUCAAAUGUCUCAAGCUGUAUCGUAUUUAGCUGAAAUGAUGGAUGAAAACGGAACGAUAAUACUUUAUUAUUUAAAAAUUACACCUAAUAUUAUAAAAUUCAAAGUCAGAUCUCGACAUAUUAAUUCGAAGACAUAUCAUUGUUUUGUUGAAUAUCAAUCAGAUAAGAACGAUAUCUCUGGAAUAACUCGAUAUUGUUGUGAUUGUGCAAAUGGUAGACGUAGUGUUGGAUGUUGCUCACACAUUGCUGCUAUUAUAUACUAUUUAUCUCACGCCCGAUACUUAGCGAAAAUCGUAAAACCAGCUGAGAUACUUAGUCGUCUGUUUAUUGAUGAAAAAAUCAGUGUCGUCGUGAAUGAAGACAGUGAUGAAGACUAG
Molecule: messenger RNA, 2097 nt
Organism: Cotesia glomerata
Lineage: Eukaryota; Metazoa; Arthropoda; Insecta; Hymenoptera; Braconidae
Exons: 1
Coding region: 1-2097 (698 amino acids)
Molecular function (GO): zinc ion binding
Source: RefSeq, a predicted model, not a curated record